Molecule: messenger RNA, 4707 nt
Organism: Harpia harpyja (harpy eagle)
Lineage: Eukaryota; Metazoa; Chordata; Aves; Accipitriformes; Accipitridae
Gene: CDK12
Product: cyclin dependent kinase 12
Exons: 14
Coding region: 174-4625 (1483 amino acids)
Biological process (GO): protein phosphorylation; transcription elongation by RNA polymerase II; positive regulation of transcription elongation by RNA polymerase II
Cellular component (GO): cyclin/CDK positive transcription elongation factor complex; nucleus
Molecular function (GO): ATP binding; RNA polymerase II CTD heptapeptide repeat kinase activity; cyclin-dependent protein serine/threonine kinase activity
Source: RefSeq, a predicted model, not a curated record
CCGCGGGGCCGCGCUCCCUGCCCCGCUCCCCAUGUAGGAGGGGGGUGUUGGCGGCAGGGAGGGCCGAGGCCGGGGUGAAUGGUGCGAGGAGCGGGCGCUGAGGAAGUUUGAAGUUUUGGGGGUUUUGGAGGAUUCCCCCCCCCCUCUCCUCUCUCGAGCACAGUGGAGGAGGAAUGCCAAAUCCGGAGAGACAUGGGGGCAAGAAGGAUGGGGGCGGCGGGGGGUCCUCGCAGCACGGGCCUGGCAGCGGGAGUUCGAACAGCAAGGAGAGGCACCGGCUGGCCUCCAGGCACAAGAGGCAUAAGUCCAGGCACUCCAAGGAGUCACCGCUGGCAGCCCAGGAGACAGCGGCACCCUUGGGCGCGAUGAUCAAGCCGCUGGUGGAGUACGAUGACAUCAGUUCAGAUUCGGAUACCUUCUCGGAUGAUGUGGCCCUCAAGCUGGACAGGAGGGAGAACGAGGAAAGGAAAGCGGACAGGAGCGAGAGGAUACAGAAGCACCGGCACCACCAGCACAAGCGCAUUCGUGAGCUGAUGAAGAGCAAACAGGCAGAAAAAGAGAGAAAGUUAGAGAAGAGCCUGGAGGCAUCCAGCAGGUCCGGGUCCACCAAGGACAGAGUAUCGGGAUCCUCCAAGAGACUCCUUGAGACCGAGGAGCACCCCAAGUCACUGUCCUCAAAGAGUAGCAACAAGGAAUCCCGGUCAGCCAAAGCGCACAAGGAGAAAUCCAGGAAGGAUCGGGAGCUCAAGUCCAGCCACAAAGAGCGCAGUAAAAGCCAUCGGAAAAGGGAUGCUCCAAAAAGUUACAAAACAAUCGACAGUCCGAAGCGGAAAUCCAGAAGUCCUCACAGAAAAUGGUCCGACAGCCCUAAAUUGGACGACAGCCCCUCAGGAGCCUCCUACAUCCAGGAGUACGAUCUCAGCCCUCCCCGCUCUCACACAUCCAGCAACUAUGAUCCCUAUAGGAAGAGCCCUGGUGGCUCCUCGCGCCGGCAGUCGAUCAGCCCACCCUACAAGGAGCCCGUGGCCUACCAGUCGAACACUCGCUCUCCCAGCCCUUACAGCCGGCGGCAGAGGUCCAUAAGCCCCUAUAACAGGAGGCGAUCCUCGAGCUACGAGAGAGGCAGCGGGUCAUACAGCGGGAGGUCACCGAGCCCUUACGGCCGACGGCGUUCAAGCAGCCCGUUUGCCGCGAAGCGCUCUGUGAGCCGAAGCCCCAUCGCCAGGAAGUCUGUGAAGUCCCGAAGCCGAAGUCCUGGGUAUUCAAGACACUCAUCAUCUCACAGUAAAAAGCAGAGGUCUGGGUCACGCAGUCGCCAUUCCAGUAUAUCACCGACAAGGCUACCGCUGAACUCCAGUCUGGGGGCAGAACUCAGCAGGAAGAAAAAGGAGCGAGCGGCAGCAGCAGCAGCUGCAGCCAAGGUGGAUGGGAAGGAAGCAAAGGGCUCACCUGUUUUCCUGUCUAGAAAGGAGAACAGCUUAGCUGAACUUAAGGAAUCUGGAACAGAAUCAAAAAAGGUCAUCAAAACUGUUAAAUCUGAAAAAUCGUCUUCAGAUACAGAAUUAGUGAAUUUACUGUAUACGAACACAGAGACUAAAGCCCCUGCAGAGACAACAAAAAUCAAGGCAGAGGAGAACUCUGAGAGGAAACAUCCUGUUCCAGUUAGAGAUUCGAAACAGACGGGAACAAAAGACUUGAAGCCUGUAGCAGUAGUAGAGGACCUACUAUCUCCAAAAGAGACAGACACAGCAGAGAAGGAGAUUCCACCCCCACUACCCUCAAUAAAAUCACCUCCUCCACCUCUGCCAACAACCACACCACCACCUCCAACUCCGCCGUUGCCGCCUUUGCCUCCAUCACCUGCUGUUCCACCUUUGCCACCAUCCCAACUGACUCCCGUUCAGGUCCCUACUUCAGCCCCAACAUCUUUGCCAUCUUCUUCCCACCCAAGGACGUCUACUUUAUCCUCUCAGGUGAACUCUCAGUCCUCUGUCCAAGUCGCUACAAAAACACAAGUGUCUGUGACGGCUGCUAUCCCACACCUGAAAACUUCAACGUUGCCUCCGCUUCCGCUCCCCCCUAUUUUAGUUGGGGAAGAUGACUUGGAUAGUCCAAAAGAGAUUCUUCCUCCAAAACCUGUGAAGAAAGAUAGAGAGCAGAGACCACGACACUUACUCACGGACCUCCCGCUCCCUCCAGAGCUCCCUGGGGGGGACCCAUCUCCUCCUGACUCCCCGGAACCAAAGGCAGCCACACCACCUCAGCAACCGUUCAAAAAGAGACCAAAAAUCUGUUGUCCUCGGUAUGGGGAGAGGAGACAGACGGAAAGUGACUGGGGGAAGCGUUGUGUGGACAAGUUUGAUAUCAUUGGAAUUAUUGGAGAAGGGACGUAUGGGCAGGUGUACAAAGCCAAGGACAAGGAUACAGGUGAAUUGGUGGCUCUCAAGAAGGUGCGACUGGACAAUGAAAAGGAAGGCUUCCCUAUCACAGCCAUCCGUGAGAUCAAAAUCCUUCGGCAGCUGAUCCACCGCAGUGUUGUUAACAUGAAGGAAAUUGUCACGGACAAACAAGAUGCACUGGAUUUCAAGAAGGACAAAGGUGCCUUUUACCUUGUGUUUGAGUACAUGGACCAUGACCUAAUGGGGCUGCUAGAAUCUGGCUUGGUACAUUUCUCAGAGGACCAUAUCAAGUCUUUCAUGAAACAGUUAAUGGAGGGUCUGGAUUAUUGUCACAAAAAGAAUUUCCUUCAUCGAGAUAUUAAGUGCUCCAACAUCUUAUUGAACAACAGUGGGCAAAUCAAACUUGCAGAUUUUGGACUCGCCCGACUCUACAGCUCAGAGGAGAGCCGUCCAUACACAAAUAAAGUCAUUACAUUGUGGUAUCGACCUCCAGAAUUGCUGCUAGGUGAGGAGCGUUACACACCGGCCAUAGAUGUGUGGAGCUGUGGCUGUAUCCUCGGGGAACUGUUUACAAAGAAGCCUAUUUUUCAAGCCAAUCUGGAACUGGCUCAGCUUGAAUUAAUCAGCCGGCUCUGUGGGAGCCCCUGUCCAGCAGUGUGGCCAGAUGUCAUCAAGUUGCCCUACUUCAACACUAUGAAACCGAAGAAGCAAUACCGAAGGCGCCUGCGUGAGGAGUUCUCCUUCAUUCCUUCGUCUGCUCUCGACCUGCUGGACCACAUGCUGACGCUAGACCCUGGCAAGCGCUGCACAGCAGAACAGGCCCUGCAGAGUGACUUCCUUAAGGAUGUUGACCUCAGCAAAAUGGCACCUCCAGACCUUCCCCACUGGCAGGAUUGCCACGAGCUGUGGAGCAAGAAACGCCGACGGCAGCGGCAAAGCGGGAUUGCAGUGGAGGAGCCGCCAUUAUCAAAAGUUUCUCGGAAAGAAACUACCUCUGUUACAAGCACAGACACUGUCAAAAACAACAGCAGUCCUGUGCACCCACAGCCCGCCCAGCUCAAAACAGAGUCUGGUGCUGGAGAUGCAGUAGGCCUUGGAGAAAUCACCCAGCAGCUGAAUCAGAGCGAACUAGCUGUUUUACUGAACUUGCUGCAGAGCCAGACUGAUCUGAGUGUCCCACAGAUGGCCCAGCUGUUGAAUGUACACUCUAACCCAGAGAUGCAGCAGCAGCUGGAGGCUCUCAACCAGUCCAUCAAUGCUCUGACGGAAGCUACAACUCAGCAGCAUGAGUCUCAGGCAGCAGCAGCAGAGGAAGCCAUAGAAGAGCCACCCACAGAGGCCCAGCUACCAGAGGAGCAGGCGACUCCAGAAACAGCCAGCGCUCAGGGAGAUAUGCAGAACGUGCUGGCUGUUCUGCUGAGUCAGCUAAUGAAGAGCCAGGAGCCUGUUAUAACCCUGGAGGAGAGCAAUGGGGAGAAGAGCAGCGAGCAACGGGGGCCAAGGAAAACCCCUACAAUGCAUCCAGAGGAAAGUACAGCAUGUCCUCCUCGCAUUCUCCCACCAGAGAAGAGACCCCCUGAGCCCCCCGGACCGCCUCCACCGCCGCCUCUGUCCGAAGGCGAUCUCUCCAGCGCAGCCCAAGAGUUGAACCCGGCCGUGACGGCUGCGCUGCUGCAGCUCUUUUCCCAGCAAGAGUCGGAGUCGCUCGGCCACGCGACACACGAACACCAAGCCUCGAGAGCCGCGGACUACGGCAGGUCCCACUCCUCCAGGACUUACAGCACCGAGGGCUCAGAGGGGGGAUUUGGUGCCGAGGAGCUGAAUUCAGGCCAGACGCUACUAGAACCCUCUGCCCAGCCUCUGGGGAAAAGCAGGACCUUCUUGGGCUCCGUGAGCCACCUUGGGGAGACGAGCAAUUACCAGGGCACAGGAUCUGUCCAGUUUCCAGGGGACCAGGACCUCCGCUUCGCCAGAGUCCCUGUCGCCAUACACUCGGUUGGGCAAUCUUUUACAAAACCCGAGGGGAGCAACAACACGCUGGUACAUCCAGAGGCCAAAAUUCAGAAUUACGGCGAGCUGGGACCGGGGACGGCUGGUUCCAGUGGGGCAGGAACAGGUCACAGCUGGGGUGCCCCAACCCAGGCGACUUCUUCUUAUGGGAAGGCGUACCGUGGGCCUGGCAGAGUGCCUCCGCGGGGGGGACGGGGGAGAGGGGUUCCUUACUGAGAGAUGCGCCUUUCGCACCGGUCCUCCCCUCCCUCGCCUGUCCACCUUUAGCGACAUGACUUUUUUUCUUUUUUUUUUUUUU